AUGUCGGACCAGCAACGGAGUGAACUCGUUUCGCUGAGCGCCAACUCUUUUUCACUGAAAGAUUUCGUGGGAAAGUUUCCACUUCCACAAACAGUCACCUUUCAAGAAGGAUAUUUUGACGAAUACCAGAGUAAAACUAUCGGUGCUGGCACUGAGUGUAAUUUGUUAUCUUUAGAAAGUGUCGAAACGGCAAUAUUUGAAGAUAAAGAUGGCGAAGACAUUCACAUCCCGCUUCAGGAUCCAUUUGGCGUGGAGCGCGUCGCAGAGGCUACAUUUGAACAAAAUCUCACCCUUGCAGACCUGAUCCUAGAGAGUUCCAUGGUAAAGUUUGUUCGUGUCGUCGAGACUGAUCCAAACUUCGAAAGUAUCAUCAGGCAAGGGGACAAGCUGAGGAUAGAGAGGAAAAAUUCUCGUGAGACCUUUCUGGCCUUCAAAAUUGUCAGUGAUAAGGGAAAACCUCUAAUUAAAGUCCCUGCUAGUUGUCAAGCAAAAUUUCUACCACUUUGGAACGGUGAGGAGUUGCCUCUUAGCAAGUUUGUGAAGAAGUACAAGCUUCCUGUCUAUGUGGUGAUGAAUUUUAUCGACUAUAGUACGGACAAGAAUUUAAAUAAGGGAGAAGGAAACCCCAGAGAGAGGCCAACAACAAGAAUAGUUAAGAGCCUACGUCAUCUGUCCAAUAGCGUUCUUAAAUUAAAGGGAAUUUUAGCAGAUUCUAUUGUGCUAGCUUCAAUGGAGGUGGAUGGUAUACCUUCAAAGUUUUCAUUUCCCAAAACUCUACCAAUUAAUGUUGCGCCUUUGAGAAUGGAAUCUAAAACUGGAGCACCAGGUAACAAACUAGAUUUCAUAUCGAGCGAAAGGAACGAAACUGGAAAUUACGACAGUGAAUUGAUCGCAGUAGAGGAGAACGAGUACGAAGAUAUGUCUGGCUUCAGAGAUCCACAAGGAUCGUCUCAAUCAAAAAUGAGAGUUGGAUUUGAAAAUAACAAUAAAUGUGGUGAUGAAGCGAGGAAAAUCACGCAGUUAGCGGGGCUGGGUGCACGCCACAAUACAUACUCCCCAGCGCCCUCCAAAAGAGUAAUUAGAAGCCAAAGCGAGAGGCUACCAAGAAAAGGAAACUGGACAUUUUCAAGAAUUGUUAGCAAUUUGGAACUACCAAGCGAAGACAACCUUUAUGACGAGUUAAAGUUUCGUACACUGCCUCAAAAAGUGAAAAAACACCCGCCGUCAUUGACAAGAAGAGCAAGUGACUGGAACAUUGAGCGAGUAUCGAAACAGAAUUUAAAUAACCUAUUACACUUGCAGGCUCAAAGCGGGGAAGAUCAUGGCUUUCAAGGUCACGUCGAAGUGGUUUCGUUACAGAUUCCGAAACUUUCGCCUACCUAUAAGACAUGCCCAAGGAUGAAAACAUUUGGAAGGAAAACAGAAAGCAAUGAAACUGAAAGUAGCCCUUAUGACGUCCAAGAAUUAAAUUUUGACAGCCAUGCUAGCAAGUCAUUGAACAUGAAUCAUUUGCCAGCGAGGUUAACUUCAACGACUUCGAAAGCGCCCUUUUAUGAAUCCGAGGAGAUGGAGUAUGAUGCUCCUUCAAACCUAAACCUUUCAAAUCGCUCAGAAGGAAAACGAGGAAGUGACGAUGCACUCCCAUCCCUUCCUUCUUCACAAAGAAGUUGUGGAGAUGGAUUUCAUCUCUCCUCUCGUGAUCCUCUUUUGAAAGAGAGAGAAGAUCCAAAAGGAAGACAUUACGUCCUUGACAGCAAGAUCCCAUUCGUAGGCACCAGUCUAAAGAAAAUUAUUCUACCAGAACCUCCUGAAAAGGAUGACUUUUACGAAAAUGUAAAGAUGCAAACGAAAUCAGUUGUCGGUCCCACAAGAGGGCGUGAAGCAGUAACGAACAAAAAGGAGGUUGGCGUCGAGGUGUCAAAAGUCAAUGCAAGUAAAAUUGAUUCCAAAACCGAGCCCUUGGAGAGAAGGGGCAAUUGCUCUAUUAGAAAAGAUGAACCAAAAUCAGCUACAGGUCCGACAGGUCUACUAGAACCAGAAAGUAUCGAAAAGGAGAAGGAAUCACCACCCAUUCCCCCACGGCUGAAGCACAUUGAAGAACCUCUGUACUCCUCAGUACUUAAGAAAGGAAAUCCAUCACAAGAUAAGAUCAGCGAUUUGCAUUCUGAUCCAUUACCCAGGGGAAGACCUCAACCUUCUCCUAGACGGCCUCGAGAUGGUAGCAACCUCUCUCCAACGGAUUCGAUGAAAGCUAAGAGCACUUCAGGCGUCCAUUCUGAUUCAGCAACACCUUCACUUGAAAAGAAACCAAAGACGGCUGUCAAUGAUGACCGAAACUCAGACUUUGUCAUUCCACAAGACCUAAGUGCUCUAAGUGUCGCUGAUGUGUUGAAGUGUCUAAACGCUUUGAAUAUGAAGAAAUUUGAGGAUAUUUUCAGUGAACGCCAAGUCGAUGGAAACAUCCUCGUCUGCUUGGAUGAAGAAGCCAUGGAGUCGAUUGGAAUAGAUCGCUUCCAUCGUUUGAAACUCCUCAAAUUCAUUGCAGGUUGGAGACCACAGCUACACUGA
Molecule: messenger RNA, 2568 nt
Organism: Pocillopora meandrina
Lineage: Eukaryota; Metazoa; Cnidaria; Anthozoa; Scleractinia; Pocilloporidae
Source: the annotation of a GenBank genome assembly